Messenger RNA from Linum trigynum, 10695 nucleotides. Lineage: Eukaryota; Viridiplantae; Streptophyta; Magnoliopsida; Malpighiales; Linaceae. The record is from the annotation of a GenBank genome assembly.
CAGCCUAGCAUUAUCUCCCGUCAACAACGACAUUGUUAUGUAGUGGAAGAUGACACUAUAAGUUUGUUGCAUACUUCUGAUAAUUAGUACACUAUUUUGGUAUACAUAAUCACUUAUCAACUGAUAAUUGUCGAAAACAUAUUGAUUUUGUGCGGUGAACGCAAUUAUCUUAUGAUGUGUUUGAGAUAUAUAAUACUUGUUUAAGACCAACUAACCUUGGAAUGGCUAUAAAACCAUUACCGCCGAGUGCAAAUAUUUUAUAUGUUUCAGGUAAAUGAAAUGAGAAAUUUACAUUGCUGGAUGAGAUAAUUAAGGUGGACCGGAUGGGUAUCAUGGAUUCUUUGAUAACAAAGCUUAAUUAAUUGGGCUUAUGGAAAGCUUUGGUGGGUUUACGGGCUGAGGACACACGGAAUAGAGGAGGGAGCAAUUAUUUGGAUCGGGGGAAUUACUUGGACGGAAGCAAAAGGAGAAGGGCGGAGCAGCUAUUGGAGAGGAGAAUUGGGAUACGUAAUUGGCAGGGGGGAUUUAUUGGCAGGAGAGAAUUAUUUUUGGGAUGAAAUAAUUAGAGAAUUGGAGGGCAGCGCGGACCGGGGGGGGGGGGAAUUAUAUUGGACGGAACGAAUUCCUUGGGGAGGACAAUAGCAGCAGCACCGAGAGCAGCCCAGCGACAGGCGAGUCUAAAAUUCUUACGUGACGAGCUGGGCACGAGAACAACUGAUCGUCGGGCACAAUUCAUAAUCAGUAUUUUCUUUUCUUGUGAUUAGUUGGAUGAUGAUUAUAAACAUGAUUGUGUGUUUUAUUUUCGUCAUGAACUAAACCCCAAUUUCUGGGGGAAACACCAUAGGAUGUAGCUAUUUCUAUAUUUGAUGGAUUGAUUCAUAUUUCUUUUCUUUCAAUCUCUAUUGCAUGAAAUCGCUUAAUGCUUUGUGUUGACUGGCCACCAAUACAUUGAUUUGUAGUUAAUUAGGUUAUUAGCGACAGUGAAACCCUAAUGACUGAACAUAUUUCAUGUGACAUAGUAACUUAUCGAAGCGACAGUGGAUUAAAUAAGGUACUAUGUGGUCUUGAUUGGGAUAUCGGUCUUCAGGCUAUAUAAAUAAUUCAUUGAGCUACGACAGUAUGAUUUGAAUUGAUUGUUUAGUACGUAGUAAUUCCCGAUAGGGAUAGCUAGCACAGUAGUGAUAUCCUGGCUGUAGAGAUAUGGAUUAAAUUUAUCAGAAAAGUGAAUUGAUUUGGAUAUGAUAGAUAGUGAAUUCCGGUGUUUCUCCCCAGAUCUUUCUCCAUUGAAUUUCUCCCGACAGUUUUCAUUUGCUUACUUGUUUAGUUUAUUUUGCUUUUAGAAAUUAGUCACUUUAAAUUCUUUUCACCUAUAGUUUGCUCCAUGGAAUUGAUAUAAUUUAAGGUUGUACCAAUCCCUGAGAGACGAUACCCGGACUUCCCGGUUUUACUACAAGAUAGGAAUUGAAGCAUUACGCUUUUGCCCUAUCAAGUUUUUAACUUAGAUACUUAAGACAUAUAAUCGUCAAAAUGUGAAUUUUACUCCACAUAAAACCAUUCAAAGGAUGAAAUCAUGAAUGUUGUCGUUUGGAUGAGGAAUUGUAACAGAUCAAUUUGAUACAAUUGUCUCGUUUUGAGACAAUUGUAACAAAUUACCUCGUUUGCCAGCAAAAAAUUUGGAUGGAUCAAUCUACCUGAGAUAUUUUGAAUUUAUCCGUUUUGAGUCAAUUUCAAUUACCUGAGGUGGGGGCAGGUAAUUCUAAUUGACUCAUUUUAAUUGCAUCGUUUAUAAAACGAGACAAUUGAUCUAAUUGACUCAUUUCUAGAUUGAUUCAUCCAAACGAUCAUACAUCUAAAUUAAUUGAUCGAGGCCCUUAUAUAGAAAGGGAGGGGGGAGGGGGAAACACGUACAGUCAAAUUGAUUAAUGCGAAAUACCUCAAGGUUCAAACACACAAUUUGUUGUUUUGUUUGAUAUAUUCCAUGCAAAUUCUCUCGAUAUUUCUUUAAGAAGUCAUUUCUUCAUGUCUUACUUUUUCUUUUUUGGCCAUCUUCGCUUGUUUUGGACCAGGUUGAAAGCCAAAAGGAUGGAAAAUUGGAAGAAGGGGAAAAAGAACAAACAAAGUGGGGUUAAACUUUAAAGGGACUAGGGAAGGGAGAGGCAACUCGGGAUCAGAGAAGAUAUCAUAGAAAGAUGUAAAAGGUAAAUCAAUAUUAUGGGCUAAUUGUGGUCGGGGAACAACAUAUUUAAAUGGGAACAUGGUGUGGUUACGUUUGAGUUGAGAGGUGAUUCUUUCCAUCAAAUUUUUUUGGGUACUAUUUACUUAUUUCAGCUAGAAAUUGGUGAAGGCAUGAACUCUUAAGAGUGGUUGUCAUGCCGGUAAGCGUGCCACUGGUUGAACCUGGUUCAACCAGUAUCGGUCAUAAAAUCGGUAUGACACCACCGGUAUGACCGGCAUGAUCGAUAUACGAAUCUCUAAGUAAAAUGAUCUUAUAUUAGUGAAUUUAUUUGAUAAAAAGUAAUUUAUUAUUUAUUUUAUGUGUUAAAAAGUUAAAUGUUGAUGUUAUUUGUUGGAUUCAAGUACAAAUAUUUAGGUAUUGACGUUAAAUGUCAUGCUUAAAUAUGAGUAUUUGUAAAUUAUUUGUAAUAUUAACCGGCAUGAACCGACACAAACCGGUAUGUACCACUGGUCGAACCAUUCCACUUGCUAAACCGGCACACUGGCACAAACCGGUUUGACAACCUUGGUGGAGAGUAAUUUAUAUAGGUUGGCAAUUUAUUAUAUCAAGUCAUGCAUAACUUUAUUUUUUUUCAUGAUAAACAUUCAUUUAUUCGCUGUUAAAUAAUCUAAGAAUACGUACGCUAAGUCGUAAACACUUCUUUAUCCUUGUAUGCUUUUAGAGUCCAACUAAGUCACAUCUACUAUUCAUUCUUCAUGGGUUUAAUUAGACAAGUGAUAUACUAAAUGCCUUAUCCAAAUGAUGGUCCAAUCACAUCAUAAUGGUAGCCAAUGCCAAUACUAGCUAAUAUAGUACCAUAGUGAGGGUUACAUGCAUGAUGGCAACAUUGCAAUAUCGUAAUUGUGGGUGUAUAUGAAAGAGUCGACAAGUAGGAGACAGGGGAAUAUGAGAUACAACAAAGUAAGUCAUCACCUAAUUAUAGAAAUUUCUAUUGAUUUUAAUUUUAAUUUGAAUAUAGUUUAGGAUAAUAUUAUUUCGAUUGGUCUUAUAAAGAAAAGGCAAUACGUAUCAUUAUGGGACAUCGUUGAGUUGCCUCCAGAAUUGGGAAAAAUAUAGACCCACACCACACACCAGUCCACCACUCCCAACUGUUUUGCUGCAUGUGUUGUUUUGCAGCUUUUAUAUAUAUAUCCUUAACGAAACAUCUCUCGUCCCCUCCAUUGCCAUUUGCCUGGUAUAGUGACAAGUGAGAGUGAACCAGACCAGACCAGGUCAGGCCAGGGUUCCAUUUCAUUUCAUGCACAGCAGUGGGGCUCCGCCAUGCCGAGUUUUUGUGGAAUCGGGUUGGCCAGCGACCACCGACCACCUUGUUUAAAUACCUACAUGCACAAGUUCCUUUCAAAGCUAGCUAUUGCCUAUUGGUAAGGUAAUGGGUCAGGUUUUCGACACUCAUAAUCUUGUCUAUCAUUUUCAUUUGUUAAUCUAGCAUUUAAUCUUGUAUUAUUCGGAAAGAAGCCGAGGAAGUCUCAUCGAUGUUUUUGUUAAAGUUUGAUAUGGAGUAAAUUAAAAUUAGUAAUUUAGAAAACUAAACCGAGAAUAGAGACUGAGAUCGAGAGAAUAAAGAGUUGUUUACGAGCGAAUUAAAAGAAUGGAGGUUUAGAAUAAGAACUGAACUGGUAGCGGGCUUUAAAAGAAAUUGGGGGAGGAAGAGAGGAGUGAUAAACUGAACCAUACUAAUUUAAUUGUAACCACUUCAAAAUAGACCAAUCCAAACCAAACCGAAUCAGUUGGGUUGAGAUUGUCAUACUUACCUUAAAUUAUUGGCACUAUAUAUUCACAUACCUGCGUGAUUGAUUCCAAUAAAGCUUACCACUUUAAGUUGGCUUGACUGCAAUGAAAUGUCACUGGUAAAGACGUAAAACAAGCAUGGUCAAUCAAUGCCAUCUUCUUCGAUUUUGAUCAGUGUGAAAUCUGUACGGAAACUGAUCAAUUUUGUUUUUUGUUUUUUUACUUUUUCCUUUUUUUGGGCUUGAUUUAGUAAAUAACCAAACCCCCGGCAACCCAAAAGGUACGUACUGUAUAUACUGACCGACUGGAUUCCCUGACUGCCCUGCCGGCCGGUUUGCCUGCAACUGCGACCCGCCGGUGACCACUCACUCAGACUCGGUAUAUAUAUCCACGUACACAAGAAUUACACUUGUACGUAUUUCCACUGCAAACGACAAAGGGAAGGCAGGCACUGUUGGCUGGCUGUUGCCGUUUGAGGCAGCUAGGAAGCGGCCAUUGGCAGCCCACAGCAAGCAGUCCGGCCGUUUAAAUUGGUUUUACAUAUAUAAUAUAUAGCUAGUGUUGGUAGCAUGCAAAAUGUGUACCGGAAUUGAAUCCUAUAGAAAUAAUUAAUGAGGUUUAAUGUGCUAUGAGAUUUGAUCUUUGAACAUGGAUUACAGCUGGUAUUAGCAGGAAGUUGAGGUUUUUUAUCGAACAAGAAGUAUUGUGUUUGAAUUCGUCAAGUAACUAGAAUAUUUAAUAUGGGUUGAUGCGUGAGUAGGAUGAUUGAGUUUGUGUAUGUUUUAACUUUGUUAUUAGAAAGAUUUGUAUAGAUAUAUUAAAUUAUUACUGACCAAUUAAUGACAUGUAAGGCUUUCAUAGCUCAGUUGGUUAGAGCACCUGUUUAGUAAGCGGGAGGUCUUCUCAAUGAAAGCACAUAUUACUUUAAGUUUUUUGAGUUAUUCAGUUGAUUGAAUUCUUUUAAAAGUUUUUUAAAAGUUUGCUAAGAUUAAGAUGCCUCAUUUUUUAAUACUCAAAAUUCCAAUAUUAUCAGCUUAGGGCAAACCACAAAUGUGUAUAUAAACAAAUAUGUAGGCAAUAGAGAAAAAAACUAGCGUGUACCUGUAAUCAAAUUCUGCAAACAAUUGACAUAUUUUGAAAUUUCUCUCUCUCUCGUUGAGCGAGAGUCUUGAGAGGCGGCGGAAACCUAGGGUUUUCCGAGUUCAUACCAUUGAUACUACUUCAAGAUUGCUGAGAGUGAGAAGGACUACAAUUCUUGUUUCUAUAACUUUGAAAGAAGGCGAAGAUUAAGAGUUGCUUCUUAAGUGGAGAAGGACAUCUUGAGACUCGACAAUACAGUUUUACACCGAGAAUCUGGAGCUUUGCUUCAAACCCAAGAAAGACUAUAAGAGAGAUCAUAGAUACCCGAGAGGUACACAAUUCUGAAGGAAAAAGACCAGCUGAAGAUUCAGACUCAGGAGGAGCAACCAACAUAACUCUAGGGCUGGAGGAACAGUUGGACAAGAUAACGAUUGCUGAAGACGACGAACCCCCACUAGAAGUAGAAGAUUCUGACGUGGAUGUGGUGAGAAUGGAAGCGGUCAGGAAGUUGGGACUGAUUGCUGAGAAACAACCAAACCUGAAAUCAAUGAAGAUAGCAUUAGAGAAAGCGUGGAACGUAAGAAAAAGCUUCCAAAUUACAGAUCUGCAGAACAAGAUGUUUGCGUUCCAGUUUCUUGAUAUGGACGAUAAGAAUAAAGUUAUCUUUGGAGGACCAUGGCAUUAUGAGAAUAAUGUCAUUAUCUUUAAAGAGUGCAUACAUAUAAAAAACCUAAGCCAGAAGAGCUGCAUAUGCUUGAUAUCUGGGUCCAAAUCAGAGGAUUCCCAGCGGAACUGAGAACACCACAGAUGGCAGGUAAAAUAGCAGGCAUAUUUGGUGAGCUUGUGUGGUUUGAUGAUACAUGGUAUCUAUGGGAUGAACAUAUGCGCAUCCGAAUCAGUCUGUCUAUAAACAAUCCUCUGAAGAAGAAGAUCAAAUUCAACAUAAAAGGGAAACUGGAGGAGUACCAAGUGAAGUAUGAAAAGCUACCUCUAUUAUGCUAUUCCUGUGGUCGAAUAAGGCAUCCUAAACUAUGUUGUGGAAAUCCUUCACAGCUAGCAGUGGAUCCAUAUGGAAUGGAGCUGAGGACAGACAGUCCUAGACCAAGAAAUUGGUUAUCUAGGGCAGCAAGGAAAGAAGAUGCAAAAAUCUGGGCACAGUUAAGGAAAAAAUCCGAGAUGGAAAGCAAGGGGUCAAACUCAGACUAUGAUACGACUCUACCACAAGAAGUGGAAACAACCAAAGGAGAACAAAGGGAUCUCAGGAAUACUGAGAAGGAGAACUAUCAACAAAAUACAACAAUGGACCAAGGAGUGGAAAUAGAACAGCAGGUACAAGCAAUACUAAUGGCGACAAACCAAUACAGACAAGUGCUAUCCCAAAAGGAAAGGCUUCUCAAGAAGGGGCCCUUCAGAGGUUUGUAAUGGGAGGUGUGGCAGGGCCAAAAGAAAGAAGGAACACAGGCAGAGUCUGGAGAAGGCAAGAACAAAACCCCCCAAGGAGCAAGACAGGGGCACAAGUAACCCCACAAAAAAGAACAGUUGAGGCAAUUCAAAAACAGGUAGCUAAAGAACCAAUUGGUGAGGCAAAUACCAAAAGAGCCAGAACACUCAACUUCUCAGUACAGAAUGAAACGACAACUUUGCAGGAGAAAUCGGGAGAUGGCCCUAUUGAGAAACAAGAAAAACUCCUAGAUGGGAGAACAAUAGGAAUGCAGGAGAACCUUGGAAAACUGGACGGCGGAGUGGCGGACCCUGAAUAGCAUCAGGGUCGCCUAGCCCAAUGAGCAUAAUAAGUUACAACUGUCGUGGGUUGAGGAACCCCACGACAAUUGAUAGAGUAGCUACACUACUUAGAGAACAAGACCCCAGUAAAGUCUUCUUACUGGAGACUAAGAAACAGGAGCAUGAAAUAGAGGAGAUCAUCCAAAAGCUGGGAUGGACUAAAGGAAAGGGAGUUGGUCAAGAGAUAGAGCAGGAGGCCUACUGCUGUUAUGGAAGGAAGACAUCCGAGUUACCAUCAAGGCUUAAACUCGAAAUUACAUUGAUGCCUGGAUUACUGAAGGUCCAGACGAGCGCACUUGGAGACUAACAUGGAUAUAUGGGUGGCCAAAGUAGGAAAAUAAGACCCAAACUUGGGAUCUAAUCAGGAGACUUCAUGGACAGGAGGAUAUGCCAUGGAUUUUAUGUGGAGACUUUAAUCAGGUAUUAAGCUAUGAAGAAAAGAAUGACCAAAAUCCCCCACAUUCACAACAUGGAAGCCUUCCAAGCUACUUUGGAUGAAUGCCACUUGGAGGAUCUAGGCUACUAUGGUAAUACCUUUACAUGGGAUAAUGGAAGAGUUGAUGAGACUUUUCUAGAUUAGACAGGGCAAUUGAAAAUGGAGCAUGGAAAGAAUGGUUCCCUGAAGCAAGAGUCUACCAUCUUGAGAGAUGGGUUUCAGAUAAUCUCCAUAUACGAGUGGAGCUAAAUUUAACGGAGGAAAAGGUCAAGUGGGGGUGGCAUUUCAGAUUUGAAGCAUUGGCAGACACAUGAAGAAUGCAAGCCUCUUAUUGAGGCUGAAUGGCUAAGAGAUCCUACUAGAUCCCUCGAGGACAGAAUUAAGGGAUGUGAAAAGGUGUUGCUCGAAUGGAGUAAAAAAACUUUUGGAAGUUUGAAGACCAUGAAGAGAAAGAUAGAACAUGCUUUAGCAAAAAUUGCAAAACAAAGGAAGAACAAGGCAGUAAUAUUACAACGCCGAGCUCUGGAAAAAGAGCGGAAUGAAGUGCUACUUCUCGAAGAGCAGAAAUGGAGACAGAGAUUGAUAGACCGUUAAUUACACAUGUUUUUACCCCUGUUCUUACACCGUUUGAGAUGUGGUUUCUCGUGUUUUAGACAGAUUUCACGCUAGGUUGUGCUUGUUUGUGAUAUUUCAGGUCCUGGCAAGUGAAUGAAGGUUUAGGAGCGAGCUCGGGGUCGAUUGGGCGAAGAUCGGGCGCGAGGCAAGUCACAAAGGAGGCCACACGGGCACACCCACAAAUCACACGGCCGUGCAACUCAUAUUUCUGGCCGUGUGAGAUUGUGCGAGAGCAAACACGGCCUGCCCUGACAACACACACGGCCGUGUGAAGGAGUGGCUUGGCCGUGCGAGUUUUGCCGAGAGCAAACACGGGCAGAUGGAAGUCACACACGGCCGUGCCACUCUGGCCGUGUGAGAAGCCUGGAAUUCGACUAAGUGAUACGGUGCGUUUUGCCUCACACGGGCAACUGGGUAGGCCACACGGCCGUGUGGCCCUGCCCGUGUGAGUCGGGAUUUCCUGGUUUUAAGCCAAAUUCCGAACCAAAGAGGAGGAGAGCUGGGUUUUUGGAUCCCAAACACCCAAGGGACGAACCAAAGAGAGAGAGAGGGCGAUUUGAGGGCAUUCUUGGAGUAGAGAAGGAGGAUUUCUUCGCCUUGGAAGCUUGAGGAACAAGCCCGGACUUGAAGACUGAUCAUCUGAAGACUCUUACUGCAGUCUCUCUCUUCUCUAUGGAGUAACUUCCCUUCACUUAGGUUUUGAGGAACCCUAGCUAUGUUUGUUUGAUUGGAUGAUUGUAUGAGUACUCUGACUUGAUAAUCUUGAGUUCAUAUUCAAUCUAUGCAUGUUUUCAUGUUUUCUGCUUUGAUCCUAUGAGAGGGAAUACCUGAUUAGGUCAAUAGAGCACCAUAGAUUGAUAGUAGUGGAUCGAUUGCUUUAGUCAAGGGUUGAUUCACUGCUUUGUAUCGAUUGAGAACCUCUUUCGAUAGAGGGAGUCUAGUUCAGAACGCCUUGAUCAGUUGUUCUAGAGAAGGAUACGUCCCUCUAGGCAAUUGACUCAAGAGGGCCUUGUUCCUUUAGUCGAGACUCAAGGUCUAGUCAAGGAUUCUCCGCAUUGUGAAUGAAAGUGAAACAGGUUAGAGAUCAUCAAUCAUUAAUCUGGCUAGUGGCUAGGGGGAAUCAUACCUAAGUGAGUUCCCAACCUGUAAUUAGAUUAACUUAAACUGUAGUUUUCUAGAGUAGAUUUAGUUCUUUCAUCUUAAUCUGAUUUGCUAAAUAAUAAACUGAAGCUGAGUAAUAGUAACUCUAGAGACCCGUGGAUUCGAUAUUUAUCACUUGAGCCACUAUACUGCAGUCCCUUUCAUUGGUUACACUUGGCCUUUGUUAGGUGUUGUGUUUUAGAGCAUCAAGUUUUUGGCGCCUUUGCCGGGGACUUUCUAGAGUAUUAGGAAAGGCAGAAGUUUGUUACUUUAGCGUUUUUCUUUUCUUUUCCACCCUUGCUUUUCACUUGGGUGUUUUUGUUUUUGUUGGUGCAGAUCUGAAUCAUGGAUCCUAAUGGCUUCUCCAAUCAUUGGGGGUAUCCACCACCACCUGAGUGGUAUUACCCCGAGACUCCCUGGAGCAAUCAAGGAAGAGAAGACUAUGGAUUCGGGUUCCAGUACCAACCCCCUUACUACGGAGAACAACCGGAUCCCUGGGCAUAUCAAGAACAACCUCAUUACCAAGAAGAAUUUUUCCCACAACCAGAGGGGCCAUUGGAGCUGGAGUUACCCAUGGCGGCCUUCACGGGCCAUUCUGCAGAGCCAUGCUAUACUCCACAGCCAGAUCCACAAUAUAAAUUGAGACUUCUCAUGGAGCAGUUUGCUCGAGACUGUGAUAGAACAUGCUCCAGGAUGGAUCAUUGUGUCCAGGCCUAUCGUGAAACAGAGGAGAUCCUCCUGAGCCUUAAGAAGAGCGUCGAUGAUCUUGAGCGAUCUUGGGCACAGCCUGCUCCAGAUCACCCUUCUGCUACCAUACAAGAAGAGGAGGAGGAAGAAGAAGGCUACAAGAACAUUGUGGAGCACACUGAAGUUGUCACGGAGAGCUCCCGUGAUGAUCAUGAUCAGGAGUGUCCUGUCGUAGCCGACCACACCUUCCCACACCCCAAACUGCGCUUUGAAGAGGCGGGGAUGAGUGAGGAGUUGCAAGAAGAUCUCAUGAAAGAAAUUGCUUGGCAACUUGCUUUCCAAUCCGUGCUAGAAGAAGAAGAGCAACAAAGGGUGCAGAAAGAAGUUGUGGAGGAUGACGAAAGUGAAGCAGGAGGAGUUCUUGAUCAUUUCCCAGGGGUGAUACCACAUGAAGAAGAAAGGGGGGUUGAAGAAGCAAUUGGCGUCCAGGCUGAGGAUGGAGUUAAGGUGGAAGAGGCCUGCACUGGCCAUGAGUUACAUGUGAUAUCUCCACCAAACUUCGAGGAACUGCUUAGCAAGGACCCAUUUGCAGUGUCUCUUUGCCUGACCAAGGCCACCUCGACAUCGGUCCCUCUUGGUGGACGCGACGGUGGCCAAUCGAUGCUGUCAUAUCUGGUUUGGGGCAAUGAGACGAGAGAAGAGAAGGAGAGGUCUCGAGGGUGGAGACUUCAUCUGCAUCAAGUACAUGAGCCUUCAUCACCUGCCACACCACAUGCUCGUGACUUGAGACUCCACCUCAUCGACGAGAACCUCAACUUCAAGGAGGUUCUAGCAUGGACCGAAACUUAGGAGCCAUCGUCCGGCUCACGACGUGAAAGAAGCGCUUGUUGGGAGGCAACCCAACCAGUCGGUUUGCAUUUCUGUCUCUAUUUCUCCUCGGUUGAGUCAGUUUGCUAUUUGAUUUUAGAGUCAAUAACUCAACCUUUGUUAG